AUGGUUGACCCGUUUGCAGUGAAUCUGCCAGAAUUUUUGAUCAAAAUUGAUGACGAGGAAGAACUGCCACCAGGUAUUAUAGCACUAAUUGUUGAAAAAGUUGACGCAAGUCUGAUUCAGGUUGUGGCGAAAAAGAAUAUUAUCAUGAAGGGUGCAGAUGGGAAGGAAGUUCGUGUAGUGGCGUUGAUCAAGAAAGGCGCGGAUGACAAUCUGCUCGCCAACGUGGCUAAUUAUUUUGCUGAGAAGCGUGGCGAAGUGGUGGAAAAGCCAAAAGCAAAACCGGAGGCGCCGGUGAAAGAGGUCUGGGAAGACCAGUACGGAAACAACGUUAAAAUAACUGAAAGCAUAAAGAAGUUGAAAGUGACAACGGAGGAAGCGCUACGUAAAGACGAAGACAAAAAUCUGGCGGAAAAGCGUCGCAAACAGGAAGUUCGGAUGCUAGGCAUAUCGAGAAUGGAAACGUUGUACAAAAAGGAAGUGGAAAAAACGACGCUCGAAGCAACGAAUUUGGACAACCGGGAAACACUAAUCAAAAUACUAAAGGAUAACAAAGAGGAAGAAGUGACAAUCCAGCACACUCAGUGUAUGUACCCAUCUACUCAUUCACUAAAUCCAGACUAA
Messenger RNA from Gongylonema pulchrum, 621 nucleotides. The record is from the annotation of a GenBank genome assembly. Lineage: Eukaryota; Metazoa; Nematoda; Chromadorea; Rhabditida; Gongylonematidae.